AUGGAGCAAACUGCAGCAGCAACAGUAGAAAAAGAAACAACAGCAGCAGCAGCAGCAGCAACAGCAGCAGCAGCAGCAGCAGCAGCAGCAGCAGUCACACCUGCACCGCCGCAAGACCCAGCAACGGGGGCCCCUGUGGGUAUCCUUGGGGGCCCCCCUCGGGGCCCCCCCUCAGAGGGGGCCCCCCAGCAUGCUGACGAUGCUGCUAUGCAGAUAGAAAGCACAGAAAGCAUAGAAAGCAUGGGGCCCCCCCCCGGGGGCCUGGGGGGCCCCCCGGGGGGCCCCCCGGGGGCCCCCCCGGGGGCCCCCCAGGGUACUAGUGGUAGACACCUGUCUAUAUCCCUGGUUAGGGGGGGCCCCCAGGGGGAGGGGGGGGGCCCCCUUGAGGGUACAGGGGCCCCCAGGGGAGAGGGGGGCCCCCUAGAGGAGAGUGAUGGUGGGUAUGGUGAUUGUUUGCUGCCGCUGAUGGCUGCAGCAGGAGUGAUUGGUGGUGAUGAUAGUGAAGAAGGUGCUGCUGCUGCUGCUGCUGCUGCAGUUGCUGCUGCUGCUGCUGCUGCUUCAGGUGAAACAGCAGCAGAAACAGCAGCAGCAACAGCAGCAGCAGCAGCAGCAGCAGAAGGAGCACCGCGGCUGCUCGAAUGUCUUUUCAGUGCUAACCCAGCAGAAGCUCUUGCAGCAGCAGAAGGAGCACCGCGGCUGCUCGAAUACCAACACACAGACAAACAAACCCUACACCUGCUGCAGCUCAUCCUCUUCGACCAGCAGCAGCAGCAGCAGCAGCAGCAACAGCAACAGCAGCAGCAGCAGCAGCAGCAGCAGCGGUGGGGUGGAGGCCUUCCUGCGCCGCGAACUGUGCUGGAUCAGCAGCUAUUUGAGUUGCUGCUGCUGCCUCAGCAGCAGCAGCAGCAGCAGCAGCAGCAGCAGGUCCCUGUGGAGUGCCUCUGCGGGUUGCCUGUAGCUGCUGCAGCAUAG
This is a messenger RNA of Eimeria mitis, 972 nucleotides long. RefSeq lists its product as uncharacterized. Bases 1 to 972 code for a protein of 323 amino acids. The record is from RefSeq and is a predicted model, not a curated record. NCBI's taxonomy places the organism in Eukaryota, Apicomplexa, Conoidasida, Eucoccidiorida, Eimeriidae. The transcript is spliced from 4 exons.